Molecule: messenger RNA, 1455 nt
Organism: Xyrauchen texanus (razorback sucker)
Lineage: Eukaryota; Metazoa; Chordata; Actinopteri; Cypriniformes; Catostomidae
Gene: ak8
Product: adenylate kinase 8
Biological process (GO): nucleoside triphosphate biosynthetic process
Cellular component (GO): cytoplasm
Molecular function (GO): ATP binding; nucleoside diphosphate kinase activity; AMP kinase activity
Source: RefSeq, a predicted model, not a curated record
AUGGAUGCAACUGCAAGGCCCCUCAGAAUUAUACCUGAGAUGGCCGUUUAUGCAGCAAAAAAUGACAUACUUUUGCAGGCACUAGUGAUACAUUUGUUGGUAUACAAACCAGAGGAGCCCAUUCAAUACCUGAUUAAUUUCCUGAAAAGGGACAGUGUUGAUGUGUCAAUAAUUAUAUUGAUGGGUCCUCCAGCGUCCGGCAAAAGAACCAUAGCUAAAAAGUUGUGUUAGCGCACUCUGGCUAUUCAAAUAACUCUUAGCAAUAUCUUAAAGGAUGACACUGAUCUGACCAGAGCUGCACAUCAAUACCAAGAGAAAAAUCAGAAGAUCCCCAAAGAGCUUUGGAUCAAGUUGAUUCGGCAACGGCUGUCAAAAAUGGAUUUUGUUAGAUGGGGCUGGAUUUUGGAAGCCAUUCCCAAGACACAAGCAGAGGUAUUAUGUCUACAAGAAACAGACAUCACCCCUGAUCAUGUUGUAGUGCUGGAAGCUCCUGAUCUCGUCUUGAUUGAAAGAAGCUUGAGCAAGAGGAUUGACCCUGUCAUAGGAGAUGUGUACCAUUUGACCUUCAUUUGGCCUGAAAUUGCAGAGCUAGCUCAGUGAUUAGAAAGCCUCUAGACAUUAAUGCCAAUGGAACUGGUAGCCAGAAAGCUGCAGGAGUACCGCACAGAAGCCCAUUCUCUGAAGCACACCUACUACAGCUGCCUGAAGAACAUCAAUGCUGACCAGCCACAUAUAGAUUUUUUCUCACAAGUUAUGAACUGCACCAAAGUUCACAUGAAGCAUACCCCAGACCCCGUCACACCCAGAAUUCUACUGCUUGGACCCCCAGGUUCAGGAAAAAGUCUUCAGGGCAAACUAAUUGAUCUGAACUAUGAUGUUGUCAGUAUUUGUUGUGGUGAGCUUUUGAAGGCUGUGUCAUCUGAUGAGAGACAUAUGGGGGAGCUCAUUAAACCAUACCUGGAGUCAGAACAGCAAGUGCCUUCCAGUAUAGUGCUUCAGAUCCUGACAGAGAGACUGAACAGGAUGGACUGUACCACCAGAGGCUGGAUGCGCCAUGGCUUUCCUCAAGAUGUGGAGCAGGCAGAGAAGUCCAACGUUAUACCUAACAGGGUCUUCUCUCUGGAGAUGACUGAUGACAUUGCAGUUAAGAGGGUAACACUGAAGGGUGUGUAUCCUGCGACUGGAGAAUGGAACCAAAGUUUGUAUAAGUCUGCCCCGAAUUCAGAAGUGCAGGCCCGGCUUUGGUUUAACCCACAGGAUUUAUAGGUGCAGCUGCUAAAGAGGCUUAAAGAUAACUGGUUCCAUGCAGUGAGCCUACAGGUCUUCUACCCACAGGCAGUGUGCAUCAAUGCUGACCAGGACCCGCACACAGUGUUUGAGUCACUUGAGAGCUGACUAGUGGUUCGACUGCUAAAAAUACUGUCUAACAAAGAAUGUGGGCUGAUGGGCCAGUAA